AUGAAUCUUUCGACAGUAGGAGAAGCUAACCAACUCUUCCACUUCUUCGCCCAACUCUUACCCCACCCCAACAUAUUUAGAGUUACGCAGAUUAGGGCGAACUCUUACCGACCCACUCCUCCCAUCUUGAGUUCAGGGCAAAGGACUAGUCAUUUCACGAGAUAUUACUUUAGGAAGAGAGAGGACGGACAAGAGAUCCAGUACCAGAAGAUCGGGUCAAAUAGGAGAUCGAAAAGCGAUUCGAAAUUGACCAGUCAAGAGUGGAUUUCGAGUUCGGAAGAAGGCUUUCGAGAUCUGGGCUUUCGCUUGAAGUUUCCCAUUUGGGUGAGUAAAAGCAAGGACCUGGCUGGGGUUGAGUUCCGAGAUACCAAUACCAAAUAUGCUAAGAGCCGGGAUCCCAGGACUCGGAGACAAGCCAGAAAGAAAGGGCAAGGGUCGAUGUCCGAUCCAGAUAAACCACCAUAUCUCCUUUUUGACAAAUCUGACACGAGGGGGAAAGAAAGCGCAUUUCCCUUUCCUAGAUAUGCCCGAGGAGUCUUUAGGAAGGGGGAAGAAAUAUACCUCGAUUUGACCUUGGGCUCUUGA
Molecule: messenger RNA, 585 nt
Organism: Striga asiatica
Lineage: Eukaryota; Viridiplantae; Streptophyta; Magnoliopsida; Lamiales; Orobanchaceae
Source: the annotation of a GenBank genome assembly